AAAAUAAUUCAGAUCGACUUCAACCCUAAAGAUUCUUUUCUGCCUUCUCUCAAUUUUAAUCUCCCAUCUUCUUUUCAAUCUCUUUCCUUCCGACCCCAUUUGAACACUUCUUGUCAUAAAAGUGGUUUAAAAGAGGUCUUCUCUCAUUCGAAUACCUAUCUCUUCCAGAGAAAACAAAAACAAAAUAAUAACUAACCAUUGGUUUUUGUUUGGAACUGGCAACCAGAAGAUUUCCGGCCGUACAGCAACUGUAAUACAUUGUCAAACUCUGGGAACACUGGCAGUUUGACACCAUUGCUGACUGGUUCUUCCUGGAUUGAAUACUAAAAGGUCUUUCUCAUAGGAUUGAUCUCCCGGUAUAUCUACUAUCUUUGAAAGGUGCGUGGUGGAUCUUGAUACUUUCAUAAUAAUUAUUUUUGUGCGGCUUUACAUCCGCGCAAUUGCAGAUCAGGCAACUCGAAGAAGCUGCGUUCCAUGCCAUAUUGAUUCACAAAUGGCUCAGAUUAUGUUGGAAUAAUAUAGCUAACAUACCAUUAUAGAAUCAUAGUUUCCACUCAGCCGUUCGAGCUCAAUUUCGCGUCGCCGCCAGCACUACCUGUGUCAUCAAACAAAAAUCCCGUUUCGUUCCACACGACUUACUGCCUACGAUUCAUAAACACCGGAACUUGUUGACUAUCUGUCCUUGAUCUGCCCUCUCAUUCUCAAGUCAUUUCUUGGACAUCGGUAUUUUGCGAAACUCGCGCCACAAGAUACUCCCUCAUAUCACGCAAAUACGUCUCAUAUCUAUUUCAAACGAAGUUUCCGCAGCGACCUUUCCAGAUCUCGAUUCCUCCGUCUCCACCAAAUCGGUUCAAUUUUUUCUAGACGUUGAUAUUUGAUCAGCGCAUUCGGAUAGCAAGUGCGGAGAGGUCGAGUAAACCUCUCCGGACGUCCAAUACUGAGGGUGAAUUUUUAGUCGCCUUUGCAUCAACUUCAAGCAUUAAAAGUACCUAUUCGCAAGAAUUGGACUUGCUUGAUUGAGUGAAGAAGUCAUAUCUUUUGUGAUACAAGUCACAAUGGCAUCGGCAACAUCGAAAUCUGAGAGCACCCCUACCCCGCCUACAUUCUCAUACGCGAUGGCCGCAAAAGGUCGCGCAACUUCAACUGCAAACUCAGCCAUGCAGUCAAGCCAGGCAUCGGCUUCUGGUGUCAGCACACCGGCUAAAGAAUCGAAUUCCGUAUCGAAUACACCUUCAGCGUCUGUCACUGGGGCAGCUGGAUCUGAAAACGGUGAUAGAAAUAUCAAUGGCGCCACGGAAGCUCUGGGUAAAAGUGAUCCGCUUGGAGUCGGAUCAAACACGGACGCGAAACUAACAUCGCAAGUAAGCACGGGUUCUAUUUCGGAUUCACCAAAUGCAAAUGCAACGAUACCAAAGGAGGAGGAGCUCGCUUUAAAUGGAACUGCGGAUGCGUCUGAACAAGGGUGGGAGAAAGCCGGACGAAAUAGAGAAGAUAAGCCUUCUAUGGAGGCGAGUGAGGGGAGAAAACCUAAGAAGUCCAAGAAGCAAAAGAAGGACGACAAGGAGGCGGAAAAGGAGAAAGAGAAAGAAAAGGAGGAAGUAAAGGUACCAGACGUCCCCUUGGUUCCAGCUCCACCUCCAGCUGUGAACUUCUGGGAGCAGCGAAAAGAGGCACAGGCUGCAAAGACAAAGUCGAGUCCUUCAAUACCUCAAACAGCAAACGCAUUCGGCGAAAACUCUACCUCCAAUUCCACUACAAAAGCUUUCGACCCUAGACGAAAGGGAAAGAGUUCAGUUGAAGAUGAGAAGGCACCACAGGUCGGCAAGGACAAUGCCUUGAACAAGGGUCAAAAGAAAGGUCCAGAUGGUCUGAUCAAGGGGAAAGAGGAUCUAAAUAAGCGACCGGCAAGAGGCAGUAGAGUCGGUGAAGAAAAGGACAAGACUGCCUCCGGUCCAUUACCUCCUCCAGUUGAGGAUUCUAUGGCGUGGCCAACACCAGAAACCGCGCUUGAAGAAGAGAAGCGUAAGCUCCAGGAGGAAGAUAAAGUCAAGAAGGACGAGAAGGACGAGAAUUCCUCCAACAAGCCAAGGACGAAGGAGAAGUGGGUCCCGGUGCCGUACACUCCAUCAGUCACAUUCAAUACUCCAUUACCAGUUCGAGGCGGACGAGGACGAGGUGGUGCUCGUGUGGGCCGUGAGGGUGGACGGACUAGUCAUGUAGCAAAUGGUGUUACUGGAGAAAAAUUGACAGGAAGUACUGCUAAGCCUGCCGAGUCUGGUGAAAUAGCUGAAAAGCGCGGAGUCCGAUCAUCAUCUCUUCCGCCAAACUCCUCCAGGAGACCUGCAAACGAGGAAGAUGCCAGUCGUGACCCACGCAAGCAUAUGACCACCUCCAAUGCAGAGAAAGCAAAGGCGGGUGCUAGUAAGAAUGAGCCUGUAUCGCCGACUGAUACUGGAAGAACUCCUAUCGCUACCCAGACGGACAAAGAUAGCCAGACCGUUCAGAAAGGACAGGGUGUUAGCGAAGGACAGUUUCCAAGCAAAUCUGGCUUUGGUGACCGCAGAAACGACGGUUCCGGAAGUUCCGACUUCAAGAAUGGAGCCAAGGAUCAGAGAGCUGAGGGUCGGGCGGAGCGAGGCCGCGGAGGAUAUCGUGGUCGAGGCACUCACAAUGCUUUCCCUAACGGUCAGCAUGUUUUCGCCAAUGGCCACAAUACCAUUCCACCUUAUCAAGGGCGUCAAAAUUCAACACCUUACAGUCCCCCUCCUCAAGGGCCAUUCAGCCACCAAUACACCCAAGCUCCUCCCCGUACUCGUGGAAGCUCGAGAUCACAAUCCAUACCAAACGUCGCCAUGUACCCAAGAGGUGGCUACGCGAACGGCAAUCAACAAAUAGCACCUCUACAGACUAUGUAUGACUAUGUACCCAUGCAAGCCAUGAGCGCUUUACCAUACACCUCUUUCACAGACUCCCAGUCUGUGACCCUUUUGUCAAUGGUCAAGAUGCAAUUGGAAUAUUACUUCUCGAUUGACAAUCUGUGCAAGGAUGUUUACUUAAGGAAACACAUGGACUCGCAAGGAUUUGUAUUCUUACACUUUGUGGCUGAGUUCAAACGAAUUCAGUCCCUUACGCGAGACAUUGAUAUGUUGAGAUACGCGUGUCAACAAUCCACGGAAAUUGAGAUUGUUAAGGGCGAGGAUGGUGUUGAUAGAAUACGAAGACGUGAUGGUUGGGAUCAAUGGGUGAUGCCAUCUGAGGAGAGAGAAGAGUCAAUGAAGCAUAAUGAUGGACCAUCUACCUUAAUUCGUGAUAACCAUGGACCACCAAGCCAUAUGGGUCAAAUAAUGAUGCCAGGUCAAGAGAUGGGCUCACCAGCGUUCAGUUCCGGUGGACAUGACUUUAUGAGAUUUGGGAAUGGAGCCGACCAAGCGCCUUUAGCCAAUGGUAAUGGCAACCACUAUCAUGAAGACACACCGCUAUCAGCUGCCGUACCUAACUUCACACCUGGUCUGUUGCCAUUAAAUGGAAGUACAGUCCCAUCGCCUGACCCUUUAGCGUCAGAAACCACAUUCACUGAUGAACAGGUUGAGAACCUAAAUUUGGUGUUUUCACAAGCUUCCCGAAAGACUAGUGACCAAAAAGCUGUCAAGCACCCAUACCACCACUCAUCAUCAAGAACCUUCUCCAAUGGGUCAAUUGAUGGUAGGUCAAUAAAUGAGGAAUUGUAUGAAGAGCGUCAAGGUCGACCCUUGGUCAAUGGGUCCCACCCACAAGAGAGGUAAAUUUGUGCUGCUUUGAAUUCCACGUUAAUCUACGGUUCUGACUUAUACCAUUCUAGCUCUAUAGAAGGUGAUCGACGGACACUUUCUCCUCAUUCAAGCUACAGCAAUGCCCCGACAGUCAUGUGGGUUAAGGAUCAAAGACGACAAGCAGCAAUAUCCGAAUCUAAUACCACUGAGAAAUAUACCACCUUCCGUGAAAGGGCAAUUAGAGUUCGGGAAAACACUCAGCCUGGUGAAACUCACACUGACAUGAAGUUACUUUACGAGUUCUGGGCGCACUUUCUGUGCAGAAAUUUCAACCCAGGCAUGUACUACGAAUUCCGCAGAUUGGCUCUUGAGGACAACAACAACAACGCAUCUACAGGAAUAGAACAGUUAAUACUUUAUUAUGAUGAAACCCUCAACAACAAGAAGAAGGCUAUCAACGAGGUCCUCGCCGGACACUAUGUAGAUGUUGUCAAGGGUGAUGAUUCCCCAACUCAACGAUCUGCAUUCGCAAAACUUCGUACUUCUUGGCGAAAUGGUGCUCUUGAUUUGAAGAGUCGAAAAAAGAUUGACAACCUACUUGAUGCUCAUUUGAAGGCAUUACUUGAGCAAUAAAUUUCCUUUACCUUUCCAAUAUACGCCUCGAUACCCACGUAGCUUUGGAGUCAUGCUCGGCCAUUGACUUGGAGGUUACAUACUUGGCUUGACAUCUACGUUCCCCCUUCACCUUUUACGACUCGGUCCGCCCUAUAUCUUCUCGCAUCGCUUCAACCAACGUGGCACGACUGUUCAUCGCUCCAAUCAUGCAACGUUGCCUUUCGCUCGUAUGACAUGUAGCGAUACAGAUAUUAUGAUCUGAGCAACUUAAGUUGACUGUAUUUCCGAGCUUUGAUCUGUGGUUUCUACGGCGUUUAUCAGGAGCUAUUAGAGGAUUGGAGAUCUCUGGGCAUCAACGACGACUUGAGUUAUGGAGCUCCAACCUUCUAUCUGGGCAGAGUGCUGGGUAGGUGGGUUUGACAAAUAAUAUGGCUUUUUCCCUCAUUCAUGUUUUGCUUUUACAUGUUCAUAUUCUGGCAUAGCCACGGCAUACUUUUAGUUCACCAUCGGACGUCUUCGAAGACAUGUUGUCAAUCGGUCAUAUUGCUUUUUCUAAGAAAAUAUUGGGUUUUGUGCGUGCGAUUAAUGGUUACAAAAAAUGGCUUUUACUUGUUUUUUGGGGGAAUUGAGGGAGGCGGAUGCGAAUUUCGCAAAAUACAAUGGUAUGUCGCAUCAUCCUCCUCCCAUGAAUGAUAGGAGUGGGUGGAAAUGCAUCAAUGUUACAUAAGAUAGAAAAAACCAAAUUUGCUGCAACCUUGUAUCAUAGAAAAUCUUAACAGCAAAACUAU
Molecule: messenger RNA, 5152 nt
Organism: Sclerotinia trifoliorum
Lineage: Eukaryota; Fungi; Ascomycota; Leotiomycetes; Helotiales; Sclerotiniaceae
Source: the annotation of a GenBank genome assembly